This is a messenger RNA of Trichomycterus rosablanca, 1075 nucleotides long. RefSeq names its product melatonin receptor 1A a (gene mtnr1aa). NCBI's taxonomy places the organism in Eukaryota, Metazoa, Chordata, Actinopteri, Siluriformes, Trichomycteridae. The transcript is spliced from 2 exons. Gene Ontology annotation, biological process: G protein-coupled receptor signaling pathway. Bases 1 to 1047 code for a protein of 348 amino acids. The record is from RefSeq and is a predicted model, not a curated record. Gene Ontology annotation, cellular component: plasma membrane. Gene Ontology annotation, molecular function: melatonin receptor activity.
AUGUUUGUGAACGAGACUCAGGGAAACAGCACCGCGGUGGUGGCGGAGGAGGACGCGCUGAACCGGCCGCCCUGGGUCAGCACCACACUCGGCUGCUUCCUCAUCUUCACCAUCGUGGUGGAUAUACUGGGGAAUCUGCUGGUCAUUUUCUCUGUUUAUAGGAAUAAGAAACUUCGUAAUGCUGGUAACAUCUUUGUGGUGAGCUUGGCCGUAGCCGACCUGGUGGUUGCCCUGUACCCAUACCCUCUGGUUCUGGCAGCCAUCUUCGGCGGUGGGUGGCGAGCAGGCGCAGCGCAGUGUCAGGUCAGCGGCUUCCUGAUGGGCGUCAGCGUGGUCGGCUCCAUCUUCAACAUCGCUGGAAUCGCUGUGAACCGUUACUGCUACAUCUGCCACAGUCUGCGAUACGAGCAGCUAUUCAGCGAGCGCAACUCUGCAUGCUAUGUGGCGCUAAUCUGGGCGCUUAGCAUGCUGGCUGUGGUGCCAAACGUGUUUGUCGGGUCGCUGCGCUACGACGCACGUAUCUACUCCUGUACAUUCAUGCAGUCGGCGAGCGCUGCUUAUACGCUGGCCGUCGUUUUCUUCCACUUCCUGCUGCCCAUCCUGGUGGUGGCGUACUGCUACCUGCGCAUCUGGGCGCUGGUGAUCCGGGCGCGGAGGCGAGCCAGACCCGAGAGUCGACCGGCCGGCAUGACGCCGCAGGACAUACGCAACUUUGUUACAAUGUUCGCCGUGUUCGUUCUCUUCGCCGUAUGCUGGGCACCGCUUAACGCUAUUGGGUUAGCAGUUGCGCUAGCGCCCGAGCGUGUUGUACCUGAAUGGCUUUUUGUAUCCAGUUACUUUCUGGCGUACUUCAACAGCUGCCUCAAUGCCAUCAUUUACGGUGCGCUCAACCAGAACUUUCGCCGGGAAUACAAGCGUAUCGUGGUAGCCGUGUGCACAGCUAGCACUUUAUUUACGGAAAACUCGAAUGACAUGCAGGAGAGGCUACGUAGCAAAGCUUCGCCACCCAUCACCAACAACAACCAGGUCAAAGUGGACUCAGUGUGAGGUGUGUGUAUGACUUCACAAUAAUACU